Choloepus didactylus (southern two-toed sloth) is the source of this 4102-nucleotide messenger RNA. It is a transcript of the gene MMP15, whose product is annotated as matrix metallopeptidase 15. The record is from RefSeq and is a predicted model, not a curated record. Gene Ontology annotation, cellular component: extracellular matrix. NCBI's taxonomy places the organism in Eukaryota, Metazoa, Chordata, Mammalia, Pilosa, Megalonychidae. The transcript has 10 exons. The coding region runs from base 627 to 2663 and encodes 678 amino acids. Gene Ontology annotation, biological process: extracellular matrix organization; collagen catabolic process; proteolysis. Gene Ontology annotation, molecular function: zinc ion binding; metalloendopeptidase activity.
CGGGGGACCGCCCCUGGCCCCCGCUGGGUCCGCGCACAGGGAGCGCACUGGCCCUUUAAGAGCGGCGGCGACCGCGCGCGGGGAGGAGGGCUGGGAGCGCCCGAGCCGCUCCGAACUCGCCGGGGUCGUCGGGCGCCCGCUCCCUGGCUCGCGCCUUCGCUCCGGACGGCUGCCGGCGCCUCCUCUCGGGACUGCGCGGGGACCCCUGCCCGGUUGGGCGCGGCGGCGAGCAGAGUCCGCCGGGCGGGCGGGAGGCGCGCGCUCCGGGCAUGGACAGAGGGAGCCGGGGGCGCAGGGGGCGCCGCGGGAUCGGGCGGCCGGAGCGCUGAGCCAGACAAAAGGCUCAGGAGUUGCGCUCGCUCUCGGGAGCCAGGCCGCCGGCGCCGGGUGCCGAGGCGGCGGGACCCCGCAGCGGAAGGCUCCGGCUGGUCCCCUCUCCCGCGAGCCGACUCCGCGCGCCCCGGCCGCUUCUCCCCGGGCUUGGGAAUUUGCCGAAGGGGCCUAAGCGGCCGGGAGCCAGGGAGCCAGGGAGCGUCGCAAGUUUCCGAGCCCCUCGCGGGGACCCGGCGCCCGCCAGGCAGCGCGUCCUGCGUGCAGUGGUGCAGACUCGGCCGGGCGCCGGGAGCAUGGGCAGCGACCGGAGUGCGCCCGGGCGGCCGAGCUCGGCGGGCAGCCUCCUCGGCGGCCGAGAGGCGGCGGCGCGGCCGCGAUUGCUGCCGCUGCUGCUGGUGUUUCUGAGCUGUCUGGGCCGCGGCGCCGCGGCGGAGGAUUCUGAAGUCAACGCCGAGAACUGGCUGCGGCUCUAUGGCUACCUGCCCCAGCCCAGCCGCCACAUGUCCACCAUGCGCUCCGCCCAGAUCCUGGCCUCGGCCCUGGCCGAGAUGCAGCGCUUCUACGGGAUCCCUGUCACGGGCGUGCUCGACGAAGAGACCAAGGCGUGGAUGAAGCGGCCCCGCUGUGGGGUGCCGGACCAGUUUGGGGUGCGGGUGAAAGCCAAUCUGCGGCGGCGGCGAAAGCGCUACGCCCUCACAGGGAGGAAGUGGAACAGCCACCACCUGACCUUCAGCAUCCAGAACUACACUGAGAAGCUGGGCUGGUACCACUCGCUGGAAGCGGUUCGCAGGGCCUUCCGCGUGUGGGAGCAGGCCACGCCCCUGGCCUUCCGGGAGGUGCCCUACGAGGACAUCCGGCUGCGGCGGCAGAAGGAGGCCGACGUCAUGGUCCUCUUUGCCUCCGGCUUCCACGGUGACAGCUCCCCGUUUGACGGCACGGGCGGCUUUCUGGCCCACGCCUACUUCCCCGGCCCUGGCCUGGGUGGGGACACUCAUUUCGACGCAGAUGAGCCCUGGACCUUCUCCAGCACUGACCUGCAUGGGAAUAGCCUCUUCCUGGUGGCGGUGCACGAGCUGGGUCACGCGCUGGGGCUGGAGCACUCAAGCAAUCCCAGUGCCAUCAUGGCACCUUUCUACCAGUGGAUGGACACAGACAACUUCCAGCUGCCUGAGGAUGACCUUCGGGGCAUCCAGCAGCUCUACGGUGAGAGGGGCACCCCGGAUGGGCAGCCACAGCCCACCCGGCCCCUCCCCACCGUGACGCCCCGGCGGCCAGGCCGGCCAGACCACCAGCCCCCACGGCACCCCCAGCCACCACCCCCAGGCGGGAAGCCAGAGCGGCCUCCAAAGCCAGGCCCCCCGGCCCAGCCCCGAGCCACGGAGCGGCCCGACCAAUAUGGCCCCAACAUCUGUGACGGGGACUUUGACACAGUGGCUGUGCUGCGGGGGGAGAUGUUCGUGUUCAAGGGCCGCUGGUUCUGGCGGGUGCGGCACAACCGUGUCCUGGACAACUACCCCAUGCCCAUCGGGCACUUCUGGCGUGGCCUGCCCGGCGACAUCAGUGCUGCCUACGAGCGCCAGGACGGUCGUUUUGUCUUCUUCAAGGGUGACCGCUACUGGCUCUUCCGAGAAGCCAACCUGGAGCCCGGCUACCCACAGCCACUGACCAGCUAUGGCCUGGACAUCCCCUAUGACCACAUCGACACAGCCAUCUGGUGGGAGCCCACGGGUCACACCUUCUUCUUCCAAGAGGACAGGUACUGGCGCUUCAAUGAGGAGACGCAGCGAGGAGACCCUGGGUACCCCAAGCCCAUCAGCGUCUGGCAGGGGAUCCCCACCUCCCCCAAAGGGGCCUUCCUGAGCAACGACGCAGCCUAUACCUACUUCUACAAGGGCACCAAAUACUGGAAAUUCGACAACGAGCGCCUGCGAAUGGAGCCCGGCUACCCCAAGUCCAUCCUGCGGGACUUCAUGGGCUGCCAAGAGCACGUGGAGCCCGGGCCGCGCUGGCCCGACGUGGCCCGCCAGCCCUUCAACCCCGACGGGGGCCCCGGGACGGGUGCUGACAGCGAGGAGGAGGGCGAGGCGGCGGGGCCUGGCCCGGCCGGCGGGGAGGGGGAUUUCGGGACCGGCGCCGACGAGGACGGGGGCAGCCGCGUGGUGGUGCAGAUGGACGAAGUGGCGCGGACCGUGAGCGUGGUGAUGGUGCUGGUGCCCCUGGGGCUGCUGCUCUGCAUCCUGGGCCUCACCUACGCACUGGUGCAGAUGCAGCGCAAGGGCGCGCCGCGCAUGCUCCUCUACUGCAAGCGCUCCCUGCAGGAGUGGGUCUGAGCCCCGCCGCCCCGCGCCUGCGCCCUCGGUGCUCGGCCCGGCUGGUUCUGAGACGGCUCCUCGGGCGCCCCAGCAAGAGCGUUCGGUGGCGCCGUCAGCCCCUGGACCGGCGCCUUCCGGGCCCUCAAAUAAUCCCCAGCCCAACCCCGCCAUUGUUUAUUUAUGCCCAGGUAUCCUUUUUCUUUUUUUCCUUUUCUUCCUUUCUUUCUAAGCACAGUAACUGAGCAUUUGUUUCUGCUUUCCUGACCAAGGGCAGUCCUUGCGUCCCCACCCAGGCCAGGCGAGUUAGGGUUUUCCAACUGUAGUUCUGCUCCAGCCAGGGAAUUAGGUCCUCCUCCACCUCUGGUUUGGUGGCAGCCAGAGGAUCGGAGGCACCGAAAGCCCAGGUUGGAAGAAGGGGCCGCCCUGGGACCGCGUGGAGAAGAGGGAGGUCUGGGGCUGCCCCCACCUGAAUGUCUGCUUUAAGAAGAGCUUCCCACCGGGGGCAGCCCCAGGCUGGAGGUGAGGGGUAGAGGGCUGGCCCAGGGACCUUGGAGUCCCUGUGGAGGCUUGGUUCCUUCCCACCCCACCGCUGGCAGCCCCCAGGGACCCCUGGAGCCUACCUACACCUCCCCACUCUCUGGAGAUGGGUCCUGGGCCUGCCUUACCAAGGACCAAAGGGGUCUGCUGAGGGGUCCUCCCCGCCCCCCAAGAGGUAGCACUGAUCUAGCCCCCCUGGAUGGACUUCAAACCUUCUGUCAACUUUCCCCUCUCUGAGCUCCAACCCACCUGGGCUCCUUCCCUGCACUUCCUCCCACCCUCUCCCCAUGGACACCCACAGUCCUCGGGGGUCUCAGAGCUCUGCCAGCCUCAGGCUCCAGCUGCCAGUGUCCCAACUCCCCCAGGGGCAGGGACCCUGUGCGCAACUGUUUGGGUGCCUCCAGCUCACCACACACCAGAUUCGGGGGAGUUCUCCCUUCCAGCCCCUUACCCCAACGGGACUGGAAGGAGAGACACUGGUAGAGGCCAGUGACUUGUCCCCACACAGACCGGGACAGCUGUGGAACCCCCAAAGCAGCAGGUCCCAGUCGUAGAGAUCCUCCACCCUGGGCUGAGCCCUGAGGGCUGAGAUACUUCCUUCCUCUUUUCCUUCCCAAAUUAAAGAUGAGGUCGAGGCUGCUGUGGGAAAUGGUACUGUACAGCUGGCUCUGUCCCCUCUGCUUCCCGGCAUCCCUUAGCAAACAGGUGCUGUGCCCAGCAUCCCGAGGCCCCUGGGUGGGGGGAGUUCCACUGGCCUCCCUCCAUGCGGCGGCCUCUCCUAGGCUGGCGCGGACUUGGAUCCUGCAGCUUUCUUCACCACCUCCCCAGAACCCAGCCGGGGGCAGGGUGGGGCCCAGCGCCCAUCCCCCCACGUUUAUUUCUGUAAAUAAUCUGCACUGAUUAAAUUGUACAGCCGGCAA